AGGCAUAUUCCCUGAUUGUGCUGUUUUGGUGGCCACUGUUCGGGCCCUUAAGAUGCACGGCGGAGGACCUAAUGUCACGCCCGGAGCCACUAUUCCUAAAGAGUAUAGAGAAGAGAAUUUGGAGCUCUUAGAGAAAGGCUUAUCCAACCUGAAGGCACACAUCAAUGUGAUCACUAAAGAGUAUGGUUUCCCAGUUGUUGUGGCCGUUAAUAAAUUUGCCACCGAUUCUGACAAAGAGUUAGAACUUGUGAAAAAAGUUUGCAAAGAAAGCGGCGCUUUUGACGCCUGUAUUGCUGAUCAUUGGGCACUCGGAGGCGACGGAGCCAUUGAUUUGGCCAAUGCUGUCAUCAAAGCGAGUGAAAGCGGCAACACUUCCAACACUAAAUUUACUUAUGAUUUGAACGAUUCAAUUGAAAAAAAGAUUGAAAGCAUUGCCCGUAAGAUAUACGGUGCGAAUGGAGUGGAAUUCAGUCCACUCGCAAAAAGCAAAAUUGAACUGUACGAAUCGCUUGGUUUUGGUAAUCUACCGGUUUGUGUGGCCAAAACACACCUGUCCUUCAGCCACGAUCCAAAUCUAAAAGGAGUUCCAAAGGAUUUCACGUUUCCUAUCACUGAUAUCAGAGCGUCAAUCGGCGCCGGAUUUCUCUACCCAUUAGCCGCUGAGAUCACAACAAUGCCGGGACUUCCGACUAGACCUGCAUUUUAUGACAUCGAUAUCGAUCCCGAAACAGAGGUUAUCGACGGACUCUUCUAAUUGUUCACUCAAUUCAAUUGUCCUUAACGUUGCAAUCAAUUCCCUA
Molecule: messenger RNA, 800 nt
Organism: Medioppia subpectinata
Lineage: Eukaryota; Metazoa; Arthropoda; Arachnida; Sarcoptiformes; Oppiidae
Source: the annotation of a GenBank genome assembly